Myotis lucifugus (little brown bat) is the source of this 1520-nucleotide messenger RNA. It is a transcript of the gene SHLD1, whose product is annotated as chromosome unknown C20orf196 homolog. The coding region runs from base 155 to 775 and encodes 206 amino acids. The transcript has 2 exons. Gene Ontology annotation, cellular component: site of double-strand break. Gene Ontology annotation, biological process: negative regulation of double-strand break repair via homologous recombination; positive regulation of isotype switching; positive regulation of double-strand break repair via nonhomologous end joining. Lineage: Eukaryota; Metazoa; Chordata; Mammalia; Chiroptera; Vespertilionidae. The record is from RefSeq and is a predicted model, not a curated record.
AGACAAGGAAGUAAAGACAGAUUAUCCUGGUUCUACUGUGCUUUGGCCUUUACGAUUCUGGGACUUCAGUCCUUCAAGUCGUGACUGUCUGAAUGGAGGCUUCUCUUUGCAAUGCCUUUUGUGUUGAUUGUUUUAUUUUUCCCGUGGCAGGACUAUGGCAACUCCGCAAGCCACUCCAGACAGCCAGUCAGAGGAGAGCAACUCUCUGGAGCUGCCGUCUGCUUGUGACAUAAGAGAUUACGUGCUGCGGGAACCCUGCCAGGAGGCCCACAGCGAGGCUGCUAGUUCUGCAGAAGGCCUUUCCGUUCUUUCCUCUUCUGAGGUGGAUCCAGACAGCGGUCACCUAAAUACUACACAACGUGAUUCCUGGGCCUCUGAGAACUUCUGGCUCGACCCUUCUGUGAAUGGCCAACCAGAGACCAAGGCAGAGGAUGAGGAACUUCGGAAAUCCCUGGAUAGAUUCUAUGAGAUGUUUGGCCACCCACCACCAGCCUCUCGAAACCCACUCUCUGCAUCUGUCUGCCAGUGCCUGUCUCAGAAAAUCGACGAACUGCAGGGCCAGGAGAGCCAGAAGUACGCCCUCCGCAGUUUUCAAAUGGCCCGGGUCAUUUUCAACCGGGAUGGCUGCACCUUGUUACAGAGGUAUUCCAGGGACGCCCGAUUCUACCCGCUGGGAGAAGGAAGUCAGUCUCUGGAUGACGAAAAGCCGACCCCAGGACUUUCCAAAGACAUUGUUCGUUUCCUCUUGCAGCAGAAUGUGAUGGAAGACCCAUAACUGGUGCCUGGUGGCCAGAGCAGGCCACUGUCAGUGCACCACCCAGGUCCCCUCCGGUCUGUCUUGCCAGCUGUGUGCCCCGCCCCCAGCUAAGUGCUCUGCAGCCAACAGCUGGCAUCUGUGACCAAGUAUUAGAGGCUGGUCAGCCCAAAUAGAGAGCCAUCGGUCGGUACCUGGGAAUUUUACAGCCCCCGCGGCCACAUGCCCUCCUACCUUUCCCUUUGGCCUGAGGCCAGUGAUGGACUGGUUUGGGAGUUCAAAAAGCCCAGUUUCCUUGUCUCAAAGGAAGACAUGCUCUGUGACAUAAUUUACUCUUUGGAGCUCCAGGCUGAUGCUGUCUUUCCAUUCAUUCACCUAUUGGUGCCACCUAUGGGCCUUUCCUCAAUAAAUCGCUUGUACUUGAAUCCUUGACUCAGAGUCCACUUCUGGGAGAACCAGACCUAAGGGAACAGGCUUCCAUCAGAUGGAUUUUUUGAAGGGAAUAAAACUAUGCUGAAUCAAGUAAAGAAUUAUACCAUGUCGUAAAACUGUGACCACGCGAUUGAGAGCAUCUGUCCCAGAAGAAUACAAAGAUUUCAGUACGCUUCCAAAAAAGUGCUUCGCAUCUUAGUCAGGCCCUUGCCUCUCCAAAUCCAGAACUGCCUAUUUUAUAAUACCACCUGGGAGUGGAGGGGACAUGUGCACCUCCUAAAAUAACAGCUAGGAUUCGCAAAUUAAAGAAAAAAUAGUCUCUUCGUCUCCGCCA